GUGGUUGACUUCUGCCAUCUUGCCUGCAGCCAGGAUCUGUCCUGUUGCUACUUUUUGCAAAGACUUUAUUUUUUUUUAUCGUAUUUUUAUUUUUCGUCUCAUAGGUUAAGGUUUAAGACCAUUAUCCAGUCCAUUCUAUAUGUUUUAUACAUACCGGCCCACAUAAUCUGACAGCUCAAAGAAUAUGGUUUACCUGCGCGUUAAUUGGGUCUCUGUGGCUCUGGAAAAUAAUCGACUUGGUUAUUGAUAUUGACUGUUGCACGGAAUUCGUUUGGAGUCUUUCUGCCCUUAGUGUUUCAAAAACCUUUGAGGCUUUUCCUCAUUAGGGUUAAAACUCCAGACAGACUACUAAGUAACUAUUUUUGCUCACGAUCUUUUCUAAAACUGCAGCUUUAAAGCCUGUACAGAAUAAUUUUUGUUGCACAGAAAAAAAAAAGAAAAGAUAUUUAGGUCAGCUGUCAUUCUCGCGCAUGCGCAGUAGCAGUUGUUUUGUUUACAUAACAGUAUCCUUGACAGAGAUAGCUGCGGACUGCUUGACACAAGCGGACUCAAUAAACAGCUUAAGUUACCUUUGCGGGUAAAUUAUGUCUGUGAAACACGCUAUUAGCCGGGGGCUCGAGCUGGGCCGGUCGGUGUUUAAGCUGGGUCUCCUCAAAUCGGGGGGCCGAGCCGUAGCAAAGCUCCGAGCUGACCGUUUCCGUGUAGGCCCGUCGGUCCACACCGUUCAGCCUCAGGCUUUCCUGCCGUCUCGGUACCGCUAUUACCGCACUUCUUUGAAGGGCCUGGCAGCUCAGCUUCAGUCCGCCGGCUUCAGGAGAAGGUUUGGUGGCGGGUCCCCGCGAAACAGAGCCGUGUUUUUGGCUUUCGGUCUCGGUGUGGGGCUCAUCGAACAGCAGCUUGAGGAUGACAGAAAGAGUGCGGCCACUUGCCAGGAGAUCCAGGCAGUGUUUAGCAAGAAAAGAUUCCAGAGCCCACUCAAGCCAUUCAGCUCUGGAUAUAAACUGGAGGAUUACAUUAUAGGGAAUCAGAUUGGGAAAGGCUCCAACGCUGCUGUGUACGAGGCUGCAGCUCUGUUUGACCCUCCGAAGGAGAAUAACAGCUCCCUGGUGCAGCUGAGAGAAGAUGAAGAGGAAGGGGAGACGGCUCGAUCUCUGACAUGUUGCUCGCUAAGAACCUUCCCUUUGGCUGUCAAGAUGAUGUGGAACUUUGGGUCAGGGUCAUCAAGCGAGGCGAUAUUAAAAUCCAUGUCACAGGAGCUGGUGCCUGCAAGCCCCCUGGCCUUAAAGCAGGAAAAAGAACAAAUCACUGUGGAUGGACAUUUUGGAGUCCUGCCCAAAAGAGUGUCAGCACACCCUAAUGUGAUCAGAGUGUACCGGGCUUUCACAGCGGACGUCCCAUUGCUGCCAGGUGCCCAGGAAGAGUAUCCAGAUGUGCUGCCAGCCAGGCUUAACCCUGCUGGUCUGGGCAACAACCGCACUCUUUUCCUGGUCAUGAAGAACUACCCCUGCACGCUGCGACAGUACCUGGAAGUGUCCACACCAGGCCGCAGGCAGGGCUCUCUGAUGGUGCUGCAGCUCCUCGAGGGGGUUGACCAUCUUUGCAGACAGGGUGUUGCUCACAGGGAUCUCAAAUCAGACAACGUGCUGUUGGAGUUUGACUCUGAUGGUUGCCCUCGUUUAGUGAUUACUGACUUUGGCUGCUGCCUGACCCAGAGUGACUCUAGUCUACAGCUGCCAUUCAACAGCAUAUGGGUCAACAGAGGAGGGAAUGCCUCCCUUAUGGCUCCUGAGGUGGCCACUGCAGUUCCAGGGUGUGGUGCGGUGAUUGACUACAGCAAGGCAGAUUCCUGGGCUGUGGGUGCCAUCUCCUAUGAGAUAUUCGGCCAGCAUAACCCGUUCUAUCGAGCAGUGGGACUGGAGAGCAGGAGUUACCAGGAGAAGCAGCUUCCUUCUCUACCCUCCAAUGUUCCAGCUGAUGUGCAGUUAGUGAUCCGAUUACUCCUCAGGAGGAACCCAAGCAAGCGCCCCAGUGCCCGUGUGGCGGCUAACAUGCUACAUCUUAGCCUCUGGGGACGGAAGGCCCUGGCAAAUCAGGAUAGUGUUGGCAUGAAGAAGCUGGCUGAUUGGCUGCUGUGCCAGUCAGCUGUGGUUCUCCUGAAGGGCUGUACUGGACCCACUGGAAACAUGGUGGAGGCAGAGCUUCAGAGGAGCUUCCUGUCUAACCUGGACCUGGAGGAACUGCGCACCGCUGUGGGCUUCCUCCUGUAUGGACGAGAGCAGCGUCAGGCCUGCAUACUGUCUGCAUAGAUCCACUCUCACUCAUUCAGACACAUAGUUUAAGAGUCAUUGAUAUGGGUAUACUGGGAGCCUAGAGUUGAAACAUGCUUUGAUUUUCAGUAUGACAUCUAUAUUUAUAAUAUUUAUAGUCUUAGCCUUUACAUCUAAUGGCUAUUAAGGCAAACCCCAGUGACACUCUACUCUUCCACUCUCACAUCACGUCACAUCACCUGUGACUGUCAGUGUAUUCCAGCAGUUAUUGUGAAUUAUCAAAUGGUUUAAUUCACCUUUUUGGAUUUCCUGAUUCGCCCUUAAACCAGUGUUGUCUUUUGCUGCUGAAAUUGCUGAUCGGCAUUUCCCAGAUUGUAUUCUCUCAGCAUCACUACAACAUCAGCAGGAGUUAAAGCAAAGUGUGGCUAGUGCCCUUUUAUGCAAAAUGCAACAGGUCUUGUGGGUGCAUUGCAUCAUGGAUUAUUGAGGCUACUGAUGGUGGGGAAAAAACCUUGGUAUCUCUGUGUUUUCUAUAUUUCUGUGUAUAGAUUCAUUUCUCCUUAAAUAUGUAUUGUUUGUCUACACCAAACAACUAAAUUGGCCCAGAAAUGCGAGGUACCAAUGGCUACUGGUAUUUCUGUUAUUCUGAUAUUAUAUUUUACAAGCGCUGAUGCACUUUUUUUUUUUAGAUAUUUGCUAGGAAAGACCCCAGACUCAUACAGUUGUGUUACCUGUGUGUUUGAUUAAAAUUGGCCUGUGUAGAAGCUUUGGACUGAUAAAGGUUAAGGCCAGUGCAGAUAUUUUACAUUAGAGUAGAAAGUAAAACUAAAUACUGUACUUGUCAGACCCUACUGUGUAGGGCGACAUUAAACUUCACACUCACAGGUAACAUGCUGCCCUUAAACAGCUAGUGCUUCCAUCAAACUGGUUAUCAGUAGGUGUCUGUGUAAGGUUGUGAGCCAAAAAAUCACUUACUCACCCAUUCUGCACAACGUAAUGCAUGUUAAACCUCCCCAACAUGUUACUACACAGUUAUCACAAUGAUGAUUGUAGAUAGCAUGGAUCAUGCAGAUUAUUGACUGACCUAAAGGAUGUGACUUGUUUUGUUUUUGUUCCUGUGGUUUGCACUUUAUGUCCAAUUGCUCAGAGCCAUUGCUAUGGCAUACUGGUGUUUGUUUGUUGCCAGCUUAUCUAUUAUACCUAUUCUAAAACAAAUUAUGCCAAAUCUGUGAUUUGAAUAGAGUGACUUCACUAUGAUCUGUUAUCAGAACUAGUCACAUUAAGCCUACAAUUCUGGCAUUAUAACAUUGCAUAAUUAUAUAUCAUAAUCAUGUGUCAGUUAGGGAUGCAAGAUAUAGAGUGUUUAAGUUUUCAUACUAAAGAUGGUGAGAAAUAUUUUGGAUAUAUGUAGAUUUUUCUGCUGUGUUUCAGAAUAAAAGUAUCUGUCUGAAAAGA
Molecule: messenger RNA, 3722 nt
Organism: Siniperca chuatsi (mandarin fish)
Lineage: Eukaryota; Metazoa; Chordata; Actinopteri; Centrarchiformes; Sinipercidae
Gene: pink1
Product: PTEN induced kinase 1
Exons: 8
Coding region: 585-2306 (573 amino acids)
Biological process (GO): regulation of apoptotic process; positive regulation of mitochondrial fission; protein phosphorylation
Cellular component (GO): mitochondrion
Molecular function (GO): ATP binding; protein serine/threonine kinase activity
Source: RefSeq, a predicted model, not a curated record